Molecule: messenger RNA, 624 nt
Organism: Gilbertella persicaria
Lineage: Eukaryota; Fungi; Mucoromycota; Mucoromycetes; Mucorales; Choanephoraceae
Exons: 3
Source: RefSeq, a predicted model, not a curated record
GACUUUCCUAAUUGCACUUUCUACGGUUUUGAUUUACUUGAUAUUUUUGAAGAAGGCCAAGGAAUUCUUAUACCCAAUAAUUGUAGACUAAAAAAACAUGAUGUGUUUGAUGGGCUAGCAUACAAAGACAAUACGUUUGACUUUGUCCAUCAAAGAAUGAUGCAUUUAGUGUAUCCUCAAGACAAAAUUCCUUGGCUUUUUGAAGAAAUCUUGCGUGUCACAAAGGACAAUGGCUGGGUUGAGCUAAUUGAGCCUGACUUGUCUCCAAAACGAUGUGGACCAUUGUUUGAAAAAGUCUAUAAUGCUGUCCGUAUCACCAUAAAAGAAUUAUUUGGAUCACCACUUCAUGGUCCUUCACUUGUCAAGAGAAUGUCAGAAGCUGGUUUAGUAGACAUUCAAACAGACUAUGGUUCUCUACCUGUUUGUUGGGGAGGCUAUAUUGGCAAGCUUGUCUAUGAGAACGCUCUACAAGGAUUCAGGGUGUUUGGACCAGCUAUUUUUGAACAUUUAGAAUUGGAAGGCGAAUUUGAUUCAGAGUCCUUUGAUGAUCUGCUGGACAAAGCAUUUGAUGAAUGUGUUGAAUAUCAAACCUUCUUUAACAUACGAUGGGCUUAUGGUAGAAAA